Molecule: messenger RNA, 963 nt
Organism: Phyllostomus hastatus (greater spear-nosed bat)
Lineage: Eukaryota; Metazoa; Chordata; Mammalia; Chiroptera; Phyllostomidae
Product: olfactory receptor 7A17-like
Exons: 1
Coding region: 1-963 (320 amino acids)
Biological process (GO): G protein-coupled receptor signaling pathway
Cellular component (GO): membrane
Molecular function (GO): olfactory receptor activity; G protein-coupled receptor activity
Source: RefSeq, a predicted model, not a curated record
AUGGUCCAAGGCAAUGAUACCCCAACUUCAGAAUUUCUUCUCCUGGGACUAUCAGAGGACCCAGAACUGCAGCCCAUCCUAUUUGGCCUGUUCCUCUGUACGUACCUGAUCACUGUGUUGGGAAAUCUGCUCAUCAUCCUGGCCGUCAGCUCAGACUCCCACCUCCACACACCCAUGUACUUCUUCCUCUCCAACCUGUCCUUGGUAGACAUCUGUUUCACCUCCACCACCAUCCCGAAGAUGUUGGUGAGCAUCCAGACACAGAGCAAAGCCAUCACGUGUGCAGGCUGCAUCACCCAGAUGUAUUUUUUAAUCCUGUUUGGAGGAUGGGACAAUUUUCUUCUAACUGCGAUGGCCUAUGACAGGUUUGUUGCCAUCUGUCACCCCCUGCACUACAUGGUCAUCAUGAGUCCCCAGUUCUGUGGACUGCUGCUUUUGCUGUUGUGGAUAAUAAGCUCCCUGAAUUCCCUGUUACAUAGUUUGAUGUUGUUGAGACCAUCCUUCAGGGAAGACUUGGAAAUCCCCCACUUUAUCUGUGAAAUUAAGCAGAUGAUAAAACUUGCCUGUUCUGACACCUUUCUUAAUGACAUGGCUAUGUAUUUGGCCACUGGGCUGCUGGCUAGUGGUCCCCUGGCUGGGAUCCUUUACUCUUACUCUAAGAUAGUGUCCUCCAUAUGUGCAAUCCCAUCAGUUCAGGGGAAAUACAAAGCAUUUUCAACCUGUGCAUCUCAUCUCUCAGUUGUCUCCUUAUUUUAUUGUUCGGUCUUAGGUGUGUACUUCAGCUCUGCCAGUACCCACAGCUCACAGUCAAGCGCAGUCACCUCAGUGAUGUACACUGUGGUCACACCCAUUCUGAACCCCUUCAUCUACAGUCUCAGGAACAGAGACAUAAAGGAGUCUCUGAAAAGAAUUUUGGGGAUGGCACAUACCAAGUGUACAAUUGUCCUGGGGCUGAAAAUGUGA